AUGACCGUGAUCGUUGUCAAGUUUACGACAGCAGCAGCAGCAGCAGCAGCGGCAGCCAAGUGCACGAGAAAGACGCGUGAGGAGGUGGGAGGGAAGAUGGCGCGCACGAGACUUCCGACUUUGUCUACCUCGUCAGACCGCCCCACCCCACCGCCCGAUGAAAAGGCCAGCGGCAUUGCGAUAUCGCGCGAGCGCGCGAGCAAAGCAAUUUAUCACGAAAUUCCCCGCGCCCUCGUCUCGAGGCCUCACCGACAAACGACGCUAAAGAGCACCGGCAGUUUACGCAUGCGAAAACAACUGUUGUUAGGCAACUACGGUAACUGGUGCCACGCCGAUCAACGAGGGAUAUUUCAUACAAAGGAAGAAGAGAAGACAGAGGAGGAGGAGGAGGAGGAGAAAUGA
Molecule: messenger RNA, 402 nt
Organism: Mesocestoides corti
Lineage: Eukaryota; Metazoa; Platyhelminthes; Cestoda; Cyclophyllidea; Mesocestoididae
Source: the annotation of a GenBank genome assembly